AGCAAAACGUGCUGACGUCACUUCCUGACCGGUAGACGGUAGUUUUGCGGGAAGUUUGGUCCUCGUUCAAUACGCAUUUACAUCCUAUACCUCCAUGUUCAUACGGCUUAACCUACAAUAAACAACAAAGUCAAGAUGCCUCCUAAAAAGAAGGCGGCAGGGAAAGGCAGAGCUCCAUCCAAGAGGCAGCUGGCGGAGGAGUUCCCCCCCGGAGAGGUCCUCACAGACACGGGGAAGAAGUCCUGGAAGCUGGGGGCUCCCAUCGGCCAAGGGGGCUUUGGUCUCUUAUAUUUGGCUCAUGAGAAUUCUGCCAAGCCUGUGGGUGCUGAUGCUCCGUAUGUCAUCAAAGUGGAGCCCAGUGACAAUGGACCACUGUUCUCGGAGCUCAAGUUCUACAUGAGAGCUGCUAAACCUGACCGGAUUCAGAGCUGGGUGAAGUCUCACAAGCUGAACGUUCUGGGCGUUCCAAGGUACUGGGGCUCAGGUCUGCAUGAGAGAGGAGGGAAAAGGUACAGGUUCAUGGUUAUUGACCGGCUCGGCACAGACCUGCAGAAGAAGUUUGAAGAAUGUGGGAGGAGGUUCCCAAGAAAACUGGUUCUACAGCUCGCUCUGCGUCUGUUGGAUAUUCUGGAGUUCAUCCAUGACCAUGAGUACGUUCAUGCUGACAUCAAGGCCUCCAACCUCAUGUUGGGCCACAGUGAUCCAGACCAGGUUUACUUGGUAGAUUAUGGGCUGGCAUACAGGUAUGCACCCGAUAGUGUGAUAAAAGAGUACAAGGAGGACCCCAAGAGAUGUCACGACGGUACCAUUGAGUUCACAAGCAUCGACGCACACAAAGGAGCAACUGCGUGCCGGCGCAGCGACCUGGAGAUCCUGUGUUACUGCAUGGUGCAGUGGCUGUGUGGACGCCUGCCCUGGGAGGACAAGCUGCAGGACCCGCUCUACGUCAGAGACUGCAAAAUCAGGAGUCAAGAAAACAUCUCUGAAUUUAUGAACCAAUGUUUCUCCUCUCAAGACAAGCCAGAGGAGAUCCAGAGGUUCAUGGAGGAGGUGAAGUCUCUGGGAUACCAAGACAAGCCUCCGUAUGAGAAGCUGCGCUCCAUACUGCAGGCCGGCCUCAAGUCCAUCCGGGCUAAAGAUGACGGCACACUCACGUUCCCUGCUGUCAGUGGAGCUGUGUCUCCUGCUGCCAAGAAAACCACUAAGAGAAAGAAAGCCGCAGCUGAAGAAGAGGAGGAGGAGAAUGAGGCCGAUGGACAACCCAUCAAGAAAAAGAGAGUCGCAAAGAAAAAAGAAGUGAACGGGGUGAAGAAGAGUCCCGCAAAAACUAAUGGACCAAAGAAGGUGUGCGGCACUGGCAAAGUGGGGGACGCCAAAUCCAGACUGGUGGAGAUGGGCACCCAGACGUCCCCCGGACUCGCCCUGAGGUCCAGAGGCAGACCCAAGAAAACCAGCGCCUGAGCCCCCCCCCACCUGUCUACACUCCUCCCUCCUGCCUCUCAUCUGCUCCUACAAGAGUCACUUUUCUACUUGUUUCUGGUUUCUAUUUGUUACGCACUAUUACAUGUUGAUUUUAUUUGGUGUCAUUGAAGACAGGCCUAUUGUAAUAAAGAGUAAUUAAAACGUCAA
This is a messenger RNA of Gymnodraco acuticeps, 1629 nucleotides long. RefSeq names its product serine/threonine-protein kinase VRK1-like. Gene Ontology annotation, biological process: peptidyl-serine phosphorylation; signal transduction. Gene Ontology annotation, molecular function: ATP binding; protein serine/threonine kinase activity. The record is from RefSeq and is a predicted model, not a curated record. Gene Ontology annotation, cellular component: nucleus; cytoplasm. The transcript has 13 exons. NCBI's taxonomy places the organism in Eukaryota, Metazoa, Chordata, Actinopteri, Perciformes, Bathydraconidae. The coding region runs from base 136 to 1461 and encodes 441 amino acids.